UUGCAAGAAGGGGUAGUCGCGCGCGUCAUCUGUCAGGUGCGUACGUUGACAAGUUUACAGCAGUCGUGCUGUUCGAAUCAAACUGAUUUGAGCGCUUGUACAGUAGCUAUUAUAAGAAAGCGAAUAGGCUACUUUAAGUUACAAUAUGGAAGUUUACAAAUACCCCGUUUUCUUCGAGGUUCACAGUCUGGAUCCAGCACAGAAAAAGAAGAUAGAAAAGUACUUUCAGGUUCGCCGUAAAUCUGGUGGUGGAGACUGCGGACCGAUAGACAAAGUUGGUGACAACGUUUACAAGAUCGCAUUUAUUGACCGGACAGUCCAGGAGAGGGUACUUCAGAAAGCUCAUCAUGUGUUGGAGAUGCCUGGAGGAACUCUCUCCCUCACUCUGAGAGACAGCCUGGAGCCUCCACCCACAACAACUUCCCCAGUCAGCAGUCAGGAGAGUCACCAGUCCCUUCCAUUCCAUCCCUCCCUCCCUGUCCAGACAUCGCCACCUGGUGUCCUAGAGCAUGAACUCCCUCUAGACUCCUACCUCCUGCGAUACCUGAUGGAGAGCCCUGGGGCUGGAAAAGACCUGCAACAGCAGCUGACCUCUCUGGGCUGCUCUGUCCACCUCUAUCCAGAGGAUGGGAGGGCAGUGGUCAGAGGCUCAGGUCAAGCUGAGUCAUGUGGAGAUGGGGUUGGGGUGGGACCAUGGAAGGCACAGGUAGAGAGACUGUUCAAACAGCUCCAGGAGCAGUACAAAUGCCACUGUGAGGUAGACCCACGUAAGCUCCAGACUCUGCUGCAGAGCAGUACCCUGGGUUCGGAGGAUGUGAGGGUUUACUGCGAGGCAGGGGAAGGGUUUGCGGUGGUGGUUGGGGAGGGGCCCGAGGUCCAGGCCAAGCUGAAGGAGCUGGAGGCCUUCCAGGCUCAGGGUCUGAGCUCCGUGCAGCAGGAGAAGAUCAGCACCACCUGUCAACUUGGACAGUCCAAGCUCCGUCUUCUAGGCGAAAGUGAUAGAGAAGGAUCUAGGUGA
Messenger RNA from Salmo salar (Atlantic salmon), 1018 nucleotides. The record is from RefSeq and is a predicted model, not a curated record. NCBI's taxonomy places the organism in Eukaryota, Metazoa, Chordata, Actinopteri, Salmoniformes, Salmonidae.